GCAGGCUGGGGCUGGAGCUGGAGCUGUAAUUCCAGAGCUCACCCUGGCCCUGGGGCCAUCUAACGAGCAAAAUGCCGCAAGCCAGACCCUGUGCCCCAGCCUGAUGGAAAAGAGCUGAAUUCGGUGCCUCGGCAGCCACUUGUGGAGAGGAGAGGCUGGAGCCAGCGAAGCGCUCGCCUGCCACUGCUGGGGCAUGAGCCAGAGGUUCACGGUCACGGCCCUGCCCCGGGAGGAGGGGGCCCCCUGCCAAGAGGCAGCUGCUGCUCUCCAAGGAGAUGCUGCCCCCCUGCACGGGGCCCAGCCUGGCAGCCUCUCCCGAGAAGACAGCAAAGGUGAUGGGAACCCCAAGGAGAGCAGCCCCUUCAUCAACAGCACAGACCUGGAGAAGGGCAAGGAGUACGACGGGAAGAACAUGGCCCUCUUCGAGGAAGAGAUGGACACCAGCCCCAUGGUCUCAUCCCUGCUGAGCGGCCUGGUGAACUACACCAACCUGCCGCAGGGCAGCCGGGAGCACGAGGAGGCGGAGAACAAUGAUGGAGCCAAAAAGAAACCUGUGCAGGCUCCACGGAUGGGCACGUUCAUGGGCGUUUACCUGCCCUGCCUGCAAAACAUCUUUGGGGUGAUCCUCUUCCUGCGCCUCACCUGGGUGGUGGGAAUUGCUGGCAUCAUGGAGUCGUUCUGCAUGGUCAUCCUGUGCUGCUCCUGCACAAUGCUGACGGCCAUUUCCAUGAGUGCCAUCGCUACGAACGGCGUCGUGCCAGCGGGUGGCUCCUACUACAUGAUCUCGCGCUCUCUGGGGCCCGAGUUCGGAGGGGCCGUGGGGUUGUGCUUCUACCUGGGCACCACCUUCGCGGGAGCCAUGUACAUCCUGGGCACCAUCGAGAUCCUUCUGGCCUAUAUCUUCCCCGCCAUGGCCAUUUUCAAGGGAGAGGAUGCCAGAGAGGAAGCCGCGGCCAUGCUCAACAACAUGCGUGUCUACGGCACCUGCGUGCUCACCUGCAUGGCCACGGUGGUGUUCGUCGGGGUCAAGUACGUCAACAAGUUUGCCUUGCUUUUCCUGGGCUGCGUCAUCCUCUCCAUCCUGGCCAUCUACGCCGGGGUCAUCAAGUCUGCCAUCGACCCCCCCAGCUUCCCGAUCUGUUUGCUGGGGAACAGGACGCUGUCGCGCCACGGCUUCGACAUCUGUGCCAAGCUGGUGCUGGAAGGGAACGAGACAGUGGGCUCCAAGCUGUGGGAGCUGUUCUGCACCUCCAAAUUCCUCAACGCCACCUGUGACGAGUACUUCCUGAGGAACAACGUGACCGAGAUCCAGGGCAUCCCGGGCGCUGCCAGUGGGCUCAUCCAAGAGAAUCUCUGGAGCACGUACCUGACCAAGGGGGUGAUUGUGGAGAAGCAGGGAAUGCCCUCGGUGGCCAUCACGGACCCCAUUGUCGACAUGGACCAGCCCUACGUCUUCAGCGACAUGACCUCAUACUUCACCCUGCUGGUGGGCAUCUACUUCCCGUCCGUCACAGGUAUAAUGGCUGGCUCCAACCGAUCAGGAGACCUGCGCGAUGCUCAGAAAUCCAUCCCCACAGGGACCAUCCUGGCCAUCGCCACAACGUCUGCUGUCUAUAUCAGCUCCGUGAUUCUCUUCGGCGCCUGUAUCGAGGGGGUCGUCCUCCGUGACAAGUUUGGCGAGGCUGUCAAUGGGAACCUGGUGGUUGGAACCCUCGCCUGGCCGUCUCCAUGGGUGAUUGUCAUCGGAUCCUUCUUCUCCACGUGUGGGGCAGGUCUGCAGAGCCUCACAGGAGCCCCCCGCCUCCUCCAGGCCAUCUCCCGGGACGGGAUCGUCCCCUUCCUGAGAGUCUUCGGCCACGGCAAAGCCAACGGGGAGCCCACCUGGGCGCUGCUCCUCACCGCCUGCAUCUGCGAGAUCGGAAUCCUCAUCGCCUCCCUGGACGAGGUCGCCCCCAUCCUCUCCAUGUUUUUCCUGAUGUGCUACAUGUUUGUCAACUUGGCCUGCGCGGUGCAGACGCUGCUGAGGACACCCAACUGGCGGCCCCGGUUCCGAUAUUACCACUGGACACUCUCCUUCCUGGGCAUGAGCCUGUGCCUAGCCCUGAUGUUCAUCUGCUCCUGGUACUACGCGCUCGUGGCCAUGCUAAUCGCCGGCCUCAUCUACAAGUACAUCGAAUACAGGGGAGCGGAGAAGGAGUGGGGCGAUGGCAUCCGAGGGCUCUCGCUCAGCGCCGCACGCUACGCUCUGCUUCGGCUGGAGGAGGGGCCCCCGCACACCAAGAACUGGAGGCCUCAGCUGCUGGUUCUGGUCCGAGUGGAUCAGGAGCAGAACGUGGUGCACCCGCAGCUCCUGUCUCUCACCUCGCAGCUUAAGGCCGGCAAGGGACUGACGAUCGUGGGCUCCGUGCUGGAAGGGACCUUCCUGGAUAACCACCUGCAGGCCCAGCGGGCGGAGGAGUCCCUGCGCCGCCUGAUGGAAGCUGAGAAGGUGAAAGGCUUUUGCCAGGCCGUGAUCUCGUCCAACCUGCGGGAUGGCAUGUCCCACCUCAUCCAGUCCAGCGGGCUCGGCGGCCUGCAGCACAACACGGUGCUGGUGGGGUGGCCGCGCAACUGGCGGCAGAAGGAAGAUCACCAGACCUGGAGGAACUUCAUUGAGCUGGUGCGGGAGACCACAGCCGGCCACCUGGCCCUGCUGGUCACCAAGAAUGUUGCCAUGUUCCCGGGCAACCAAGAACGGUUCUCUGAGGGCCACAUCGACGUCUGGUGGAUCGUCCAUGACGGGGGGAUGCUGAUGCUGCUGCCCUUCCUGCUGCGGCACCAUAAGGUCUGGCGUAAAUGUAAGAUGCGCAUCUUCACGGUGGCGCAGAUGGACGAUAACAGCAUCCAGAUGAAGAAGGACCUGACGACAUUCCUGUACCACUUGCGCAUCACGGCUGAGGUGGAGGUGGUGGAGAUGGUGAGAGCUCUCGCACGGCCCAGCCCCAGCCUGGCCCAGCUCCCUGGCCUUGGAUCCCCCUGGUCUCUGACCCGUGGCAAGCUGGGUUUGCUCAGUGACCUCCCAUCUCCAUCCCUCCCCACACAGAUCCAGAGCAUCACAGAUGAGUCCCGCGGCUCCAUCCGGCGCAAGAACCCUGCCAACACCCGGCUGCGGCUGAGCGUCCCAGAGGAGCAGGUGGGCGACAGCGAGGAGAAGCCGGAGGAGGAGGUGCAGCUCAUCCAUGAUAAGAACGCCACGGCCUUCUCCAGCAGCCCCCAGUCACCCGGUGACGAGACGGAGACGGCCCCGGAGAAGGUGCAUCUCACCUGGACCAAGGAAAAGUCUGUUGCGGAGAAGAACAAGAGCAAGAGCCCCGUCAGCCCCGAAAGCAUCAAGGACUUCUUCAGCAUGAAGCCGGAGUGGGAGAACCUGAACCAGUCCAACGUGCGGCGGAUGCACACAGCUGUCAAGCUUAACGAGGUAAUCGUCAAGAAGUCACAGAACGCCAAGCUGGUCCUGCUGAACAUGCCAGGCCCACCCCGCAACCGGAAGGGGGAUGAGAACUACAUGGAGUUCCUGGAGGUGCUGACGGAGCACCUGGACCGGGUCAUGCUGGUGCGCGGCGGGGGCCGGGAGGUCAUCACCAUCUACUCCUGAAACGCCAGCUGCUGAGCUGAAGAAGUUUUUUUGCACCCUGAGAGACCCCCCCCACCGACCUCUUUGCACCUGGCUCCUGGGGGGCAGGAGGGCGGGUCCCCUUGUGCUUGGUGCUCAGAAACUGGACCAUGCCCCACGCGCUCCAUUUGACCUGCAGCCCCCAAUAAUCCAGGAGCAACCAGCACCAGCGCCGCAGUUCCUCAUCGUGCCAGCACAGCCCUGCGGUGGGUGUUUCUAUAGAGAGACAGUAGCCCUGAGCCUGAGCCCCAGGGCCUGGAGCGUUCCCACCCCCACUGGCCUCCGUGGGGGGCAGGAAGGGGGGGCUGGCCAGGCUCAGUCAGUGCUUCCGCGGAGCCCCCAGAUGGCUGGCGUGGGGCCUUGGCCCCUUGGGCCUCGGCUCCCUACCCCUCGCGCUGCUCUUUUUUGGACACACUGAGGUUUGUGGGCCACGUUUGCUGCCCUGCCCCCGCCUGCCUGCUGACGUGGCCUUUGGAGCCCGUUCGCCUGGGCGAGGCCACCCGCCUGCUCACCUCGCCCCACUGCUCCCAGGUGCCUGCAGUGCCAGCCACCGGCCCCUCGCCACGGUGGGCUCAGCAAAGCGCAGCCCCUCCUGCUGCCCAUCCCUGGAAACCACAGCCACACCCUGUGGCCCCCGGUGUGGUUUGGACAGGUGAGUGCUGCAGGGCUGGGCAGGAAGGCGGCAGGUCCUGCAGCGCGUCAGAGCGAAGGACAGCGCCACGCUGCCAUUGUCGUGAGGUGACCUGGAUCCACCGCCUGGGUGAGAGGGGCCUGGCCUGGCCGGGGCUGCAUCCCAGCGGGGGGGCGUCAGUGGGGACAUAGACUUUGUUUUUCUCCUCCCCAGGGCCCCCCGCUCAGCACAGGCCCAUGCGGCUGCAUCCCCCUGCCUCACCUGCUGUGGGGCCUGUGCUGGGCAGGGGCAGCGCGCUCACUGCCGGCUGGCCACAAGCGCUGCACAGCCUGGGAACGCAGGGGCACGCGCCUGGCUAGUGCCAUGCAGAGCCACGCCACACAGCAGCUCCAGGCGGGAGGCCUGCAUCCCUCCCCCCACCCCAUGCAUGGGACCAGGCGUGAGCCCAGCGCCCACAGCAUGAACGUGGCCCCCUGUGACCCUCCUGCAGCCUUGUGCCCUGCGUCCUCUCCCCCAUGGCAACCUCCUCCAAGCCAUGUUGCUGCUUCAGGGGCUGCUGGGUAAAGACCAUAGGUAUUUAAAGUUUAUAAAUAUGCAAAUCAGCUCAAUCCCACCCCCCGGCCCGGCCCAGCCCCGUACCAGCAGCAGGUCACUGACAGUCCCUGUCUGGGAUGCAGCCUCCCCAGGUCACAUGGGCCCAUGAGCAGCUCUGCACCCGCACACAUGGCUGUGGGCUUGUUUGGACAUGUCAAACCUUGGUCCCAGCUACCCCCACCCCCCUCAGCAUCUCUCACUUUACUGAGAAACUGAGGUGCUUUUAACCAAUGUGAAUAGUUCUAGGAACCACAGCAGACAUGGAGACCAGGAGGGCAGAGGGCUCGCCCAGCCCGGGCGCCUGCCCUGCUGUACAUAAUGUACAUAAUACUGUAUGUGUAUUUUUAAAGUGAUCAUAUUUAUGUUCAUAGUCCCAGAUGAAGUCUAUAUCUAGAGCUCUAGCUCUAUGCUGAGAGAUGCAAGGAGUCGCUCGGGCCAGUGAAUUGCUCCAGCUUUUAGGCUCAGGCUGGGGCCCAAGCCCGUGAGCUCCAAGAGGUUUUGCUGAGGCUGCUCCCUCUGGAGAGGGCGGCUUUUCCUCGUCGUUCACGUGCGGGGGUGAAGGCUGCAGCGUCCCUGGCCUAUGGCGCGGCCCGUGGGGAGGGCCAGCUCACGGGGGUCAGUCUCUUUGAAUUUUGCUGCUUAGUCUUUUCAGGGAAAAGAAGUUACAGAAUUUUCUGAACUUGUUUCACAGCAGAUUUGAGCUUCCAAUCUGAGUGCAGCCUGCUCCGGCGGGCCCCCUCCCUGCUGCACCGGCCUCUCCCCCAGCCGAGAGGGAGCAGCUUUACUGCUCAGACGUGUGGCCCAGAGCUGAGCCCCAGACCCACCUCUUAGCCUCCACUGCAGCACUGGGAAUGGGCCCGUGCAGAUUGCCACUGGCACAGCCCUGUGCCUUCUGCAGGUGGGAGAUGGUUCAGAGGCCCAUGGCUUGAUGCCAGUAAAGGGCUAACGGCCACAGCUGACACAUCUCGUACAAUGACUCCCCUUGCAGAAGGCAGCUGGGCCCCUUCUCACAGCCAGCGUUGGCUCCCCAUAGCCCCCCCUUCCUUUCCAGUCCUGCUGCCCUUGCUUAUUGCUCUCUAGGGAAGAGCAACCAGGGCCCAGCGCUCCCUGGCCGUAGGCUCAAGCUUCGGGGCGUGAAUGCCCUCAGCUGUUGCUCCCACAGAGGUGCCAGCCCUCAACUUCCUUCCCCCUGAAGCUGCACAAGGUCUUCUGUGGGCACCUGCCCUAAAUCCUCCUCCAGUGGGCCCUUAGCAUCACACCCCCCGUUCCAGCCCCAGCACAGGCCCCAUGGGGAUUGAGGGGAGGGCACUGGAGCGGGAAGUGAUUCUCCACUUGAUGAUGCUGACCGGGCUGAAGCUCCCUGCUUACAAUCCAGCAUCUGCUCACCUAGGCCAAGUUUUGGUGAUGGCUUCAGCCCUCUCAUCUGCAUUUGUUGCUAUGCCCCUUGAGCCCUGGCUCCCUCAAAUUCCCCCCCCCCCCCCACUCCCAAGCAGCAGUUCAGGCUCAUCCCCCGUGGUGGCCAGACAGCUUGGGAAAAUGCAGCUCUGCGUAAGGCAGUGUUAUUCCGUGCAGCAGCCCCAGCUUCAAACCCUGGCAGAGGACGGGAGCCUGCUGCUGCGCCCACGUGCUGUUAAUGGGGCAUCGAUGCCAAGGUGAAGGCAAGCUAUUCCCAGAGCAAGAGCACUGGGCCCAGCUCCUGGCUGGAAGCUGGUGAUGCAGGGGCCCAGACCACCCUGGACAAUUAACGACCAGCAGUUCUGCUGAGUGCGUCAGCCCCAAAUAUGCUGCUUUUCAAUGACCAGGCAGGUGUCUGCAUGGAGGAAGGUUUCUUUAAGCUUGGCUCAGGGGCCCACACAGCAAGAGCUAGGGCCGGUUUUAGCUGCUGUGAGAAGACCCCAUAAGCCCGGCACCUUCCCAUGGCCUGGCUCUCAAACCAUUCAGUAGCAGCAAGGUUCCCAAGAGCAGACUGGGCUCAGGGCUGGAAGUCAUAGAUGUUACUUGCAAAACUCUCCUUUGGCUUUUGCUGGUGCCUGCAGCAGGCCUCCAAGCUCCCUCCCCCCCCCCCCCGCCACCACCUUCCUCUCCUUGCUGUCCCCCCUCCCUCAGCACAGACGCCCUUCAGUCCUGGUUCUUUCCCUUUAAUCAGAACUUAACAGUUCUUGUCUUAUGAUUCCUCUAGCACUAAGCGCCUGCAGCACUGAGCUCACCCUUGGGCAUGUGUCACACCCUGCCCCCCUCACUGAUCCCUGCUCUGCUACCUGCCACCUGCCACGUCUUGUGGCAUUGGAAAGCCUAGUGCAGACAGACUGCCGGCACCCUGUUAAGCAAAGCAUCUAUUAGACCAGGGUGACAUCCACUGCUCAAAACAGAAAUGGCAGCCAGGGCCCUCUCCCUCCCUCCUCCCAGAAAGCCAUCACUCCAACAGUGCUGGGGGGUAGCACACAAUCCCCUCUUGGCAAGUUACCACCUUGAGACAGUGAAAGGCAAAGGAGCCCCCACCCACCCCCAGCUCAGCCAGACCAGUGCUACAGCUCUGAACACACGUGCAUUGUUGCCUCUCUAAACCACUGCCUGGCCAAACUCUUUGGGGGCAAGCAGAGGGUGCUGGUUUCCAGAGCAAGUCCAAGAGCCAGUUUUAGCAGACAGCACUGCAUGUUAGUUUACAAACCCAGCUCUGCCCCUGCACGUUUGGCCUCUGUGAGUGUGCAGCUCCCUCUGGAGCACCCUUCCACUGUUCCGACUUGGUAAAGACACAGUGUCCUGUGGUAGAAACCCGAGUCUCUUUCUGGCACAUGUGGAGACAGUUCAGGGUUUUCAGAGCAGGCAGGAGGGUCUUGACCCACAAGGCUUGUUUUACAGAGAGCCCCUGUAUGCAGCUGCAAGGAUGAGCACAGCCCCUCCACCUCCAGCAGAGCAGAGCAGAGCAGGCUCUCUGGGUGCAAGGCUCGGCCCCCUGCUCAGGGAACCACUCUAAUUACACUCUAGCCAGAGCAGAGGAAAACUCUUUAGUUCCUCAGAAGUUAAAAUGGGGGCAACCUCCACGCCCCAGCCCCCUUCCAGCAGUUCGCUAACUGGCCUCCCAGUUCAAGCUGGUGGGUUAGGUCCAGUCCAAGCAGCCCCAGUACAGCUUACAGACCAUUUGAGGGCAUGUUUACAGAUGUAGGCAGAGGCUGCCCUGGGCAAUGGUGUUCAUAGUCACCUGAACCACACGAAGGAUGGAUACUGCUUAAGGUACAAUAGUUGCACUAUAAGAGUCAAGACUCACCACUGCAUCGCAGGAUGGCCACAUAAUGGAAGGAUCCAGAGGUCUGAGGUUUUGUUGGUUGCAAAACACUUUUCUGUGCUACAUGUGCAAUAUAUUUGUUAUGAAUGUUACCACAACAAAGUCAAUUCAUUAAAUAAACUUUAUAGUCACUGUACCUAGAUGUUUUACAUCCAUUCCAAUGACUUUUAUUCCAAGUGCAAUAUUUCAAUAGACAUGUAGUGACCCAGUAUGCUUUGUGUUUUAAAGAAUCUGUGUGCAGAGCAAUGCAAAGAAGUUUAAACUGUGUAAAUAAAAUAGGUUGCAAACCAAAAGAAAAAAGAGUAAUAGGCUUGCAUUUAAUUUCUGUGCCAGUGUUUCAGUAUUCUGUAUUGGGCUGCCUCAAUAUCGCCCCCCUGUGUUCUCUGUGGAUAUUAACAGAGGAGUGGCUCCUCACUUGUUGAAUGCUCCUGUUAAUGCUUUACAGCUUUUAUUGUAUUCAUUUUUUAGACUCGUCUGCACAAAAUGCAAUAAAAUGAUUUUAUUACACCCUU
Mauremys reevesii (Reeves's turtle) is the source of this 8672-nucleotide messenger RNA. RefSeq names its product solute carrier family 12 member 5 (gene SLC12A5). Gene Ontology annotation, cellular component: membrane. The record is from RefSeq and is a predicted model, not a curated record. Gene Ontology annotation, molecular function: potassium:chloride symporter activity. The transcript has 26 exons. The coding region runs from base 194 to 3634 and encodes 1146 amino acids. Gene Ontology annotation, biological process: chemical synaptic transmission; chloride ion homeostasis; potassium ion homeostasis. Lineage: Eukaryota; Metazoa; Chordata; Testudines; Geoemydidae.